AUGGCACUCAGCGUCCACGAGAUCUCCCAGUUACGUGCUGCCUUGCAAGAUGCCGUCGUCAAAUGUUCAGAAAGAUGCUUGGCUGCUGAACUGCUCAAUGCGCUCCCCGAGAUCGAAGAAGACGAAGAAAACAUCAACCCUUCAGACCCCGGACACACCUCUCCGAUAUUCGCUGCGAACAGCGAUCCAGAGGAAGCAAUUCUGGAAGCCAAAGAGCUUAGCAAAUAUCUCUUAGCCAAAUCUCUCUUUGACUGUCGAGAAUAUGAUCGUUGCGCUGCUGUGUUUCUGCCCGACUCCCUCCUUUCAAGUGUUCUUGCCUCGCGUGUAGACAACACUUCAGCAUCCACCACCGCUGUAAAGGGGAAGGGGAAGGCGUCCAGCGCUUCAUCUGUGAUGCCACUACCAAAGCUCAGUCAGAAGAGCCUGUUCUUAGCACUAUACGCCAAGUUCAUGUCCGGGGAGAAGCGCAGGAACGAAGACUCCGAGAUGGUUAUGGGCCCUCAGGAUCUUGGUACAGUGGCCAAUAAGCAAUUACUUGUAAUCGGUCGAUUCUUAGCAACUUGGUUCGAGGAGAGGACAACGGAAGACGAUGAGGUAUUGGGAAGCCAGGGAUGGCUCGAAUAUUUGUAUGGCAUGGUGCUAGCCAAAGAGAAGAACGAUGACAAGGCACUGGAAUAUUUUAUUCGAAGCGUGCACAAGUACACCAUGAAUUGGGGCUGCUGGUUGGAAAUGACGUCGUUAAUAUCUCGAGUUGAAGAUAAUAUUGUCUCUUACAUGUUCCACCUGCACACCUCUCUAGAACUCUACCAACAAGGGCCCGGUCUGGCCAAUUCUCUUGAACAACUUCUCUCGAUAUUCCCAACAUCCUCUUUCCUUCUCACAUGCAAUGCACUCCUAGCAUAUCACGCCAAGGACUUGAUGGCUGCUGAACAGCACUUUACUCGACUGCUGGCACUCCAUCCACAUCGGCUAGAUUCUCUCGACCAUUAUUCUAACAUUCUCUACGUUCUCAAUCUUCGUCCAAAACUGGCUUUCCUGGCACACCUAUGUUCCAGCGUGGACAAAUUCAGGCCCGAGUCUUGCGUGGUGAUUGGAAAUUAUUACUCUUUACUAUCGAUGCAUGAGAAGGCUGUCCAAUAUUUCCGUCGUGCGUUAACGCUGGACCGGUCAUGCUUGUCAGCAUGGACGCUAAUGGGUCACGAAUAUGUUGAACUUAAAAACACCCAUGCGGCAAUCGAGUCGUACCGCCGUGCAGUUGACGUGAACCGCCGGGACUAUCGGGCCUGGUAUGGUCUUGGUCAAACAUACGAGAUGUUGGAGAUGCAUACAUACUCAUUAUGGUACUACAAGAAGGCUGCUGGUCUACGACCAUGGGACGGAAAGAUGUGGAUGGCUGUAGGCUCAUGUCUACAAAAGAUGGGCCGAGAACGAGAUGGCAUCAAAGCCUUAAAGCGAGCUUUACUAGCUGACGCUUACUAUGACGUGGGAAGCAGUUUUGGUAGCGGUGAUCUCCUUGGCAGCCGGAGCGCCACGGGUCAUAUGGACCCCGACAUCCUUCUGCAGAUUGCGAUGAUGUACGACCAACUUGGUGAAGAGGAAGAAGCCAGGUCAUACAUGGAAUUAUGCGUGGCCCAGGAAGAUGGUGGUGGAGCUGCAGAAGCUGAUCCGGCUGAGUCCAUUGCUAUUCACAACGACUCUCCACCCGGCUCAGAUAAUGGAGCCGGGGGCAACGAGAACCCAGGGAAUGAGGGAACCGGGGUCACGGCGGCGACAAGCAAAGCGCGCAUGUGGCUGGCAAAGUUCUCAAUGCGCACUGGAGAUUACAUAACGGCCUCUCGACUUGCGGGAGAGUUGUGUCAGGAUGGUGUUGAAGUGGAGGAAGCAAAAGCACUUGUGAGAGAAGUUCGGUCUCGAAUGGAAGCGACGGGAAUGCUCGACCCGCUGAGUUAG
This is a messenger RNA of Fusarium musae, 1950 nucleotides long. RefSeq lists its product as uncharacterized. Gene Ontology annotation, biological process: cell division. The transcript has 4 exons. Gene Ontology annotation, cellular component: anaphase-promoting complex. NCBI's taxonomy places the organism in Eukaryota, Fungi, Ascomycota, Sordariomycetes, Hypocreales, Nectriaceae. Gene Ontology annotation, molecular function: protein binding. The coding region runs from base 1 to 1950 and encodes 649 amino acids. The record is from RefSeq and is a predicted model, not a curated record.